Messenger RNA from Ilex paraguariensis (yerba mate), 600 nucleotides. NCBI's taxonomy places the organism in Eukaryota, Viridiplantae, Streptophyta, Magnoliopsida, Aquifoliales, Aquifoliaceae. The record is from the annotation of a GenBank genome assembly.
AUGAGCUGCAAUGGUUGUAGAGUGCUUCGCAGAGGAUGCAGCGACUCGUGCGUCCUAAGGUCGUGUUUGGAAUGGAUCGACAACCCUCAAGCUCAAGCCAACGCCACUCUUUUCGUCUCGAAGUUCUUCGGCCGGAGCGAUCUCAUGGCCUUCAUCUCCGGCGUCCCCCAUAACAAAAGACCUGCCUGUGGCCGGACAGUGAAUCCGGUGAAUGGUGCGAUUGGCCUUCUCUCAACCGGAAACUGGCACGUGUGCCAGUCUGCGGUGGAAACAGUCCUCUCCGGGGGAAUUUUACGGCCGCUGGUCACCGGAAUUUUAACCCCUAAUUCCGAUGAAGCUUCCGAGGUCUUCCGACUUGGAUACACUAAAUCUACAGCGUCCAUGCAUGUAUCUGAUCAACUGAUCGCGCAUCAACCAUCCGAUCUGAAGAUACCUCUGUUUGGAACCAGUUAUCCCCCGGAUAAAUGGCUGAAUUCUCGGGUGUCACUCGGCUCCGACGUGUCGGAGGUCUCGAUGGGUUUUGAAACCGGUGAUGAUGGCGUGAAGAAGAAGCAGGGUGGUGGAGGAGAAGAACCAAAGCUUCUGAACCUCUUUGCGUAA